Messenger RNA from Dermacentor silvarum, 1233 nucleotides. RefSeq lists its product as uncharacterized. The record is from RefSeq and is a predicted model, not a curated record. The transcript has a single exon. Lineage: Eukaryota; Metazoa; Arthropoda; Arachnida; Ixodida; Ixodidae. Bases 1 to 1233 code for a protein of 410 amino acids.
AUGGGGGCUUUCGAGUUUCUCGCUUUCAACAAGGUCGGUGACAGCUCUUUUCCGAACCAGAUCUCCCUCCUGUCGGGAUUCGCGGCUAGCGAAGUGGAGGAAAUGUUGAAGCGAAGCUACUCCAACAAGGUUCCCCUUCUGUGGAACGUGUACCAGGCAAUGGGUUACACAACGCUGUUCUUGGAAGAGAUGCCUCACUAUGGCCUGUUCACUUAUCCCAACCAGACAGGGUUUAAAGUGACGCCAACCGACUAUUACCCAGUCUCAAUUCUGCGCCUCAUGGAUGAAAAAGGUGGAAUCGACCGCUUCUGUAUGGGUUCCCGGCUUAAGACUAAGGUGCUUAUUAAGUAUCUUGGCGACGUUCUGAAGCUGAACGACAACUCGAGGACAUUCUCGUACGUCUGGCUGUCGGAUGUGACCCACAACCACAUCAAAGGAAUAGCGAUCCUGGAUGAGCCGCUAUUUGAAUUCUUCAAGAGCCUUUCAAACAGAGGGGUUCUUGACAACACUGUCGUGGUCCUUCUGAGCGAUCAUGGUGCUCGCUAUGGGUCUACACGCCGCAGCGAGCUCGGAAGGCACGAAGAUAAGACGCCGUUUUGCCUUCUAGCUCUACCAAAGCGCUUCCUCCGCGAGCACCCCGAAGUGGCUGCGAGGCUGGAAACAAACCAACGACGCCUUAUUACCGCCUAUGAUUUGCACGCGACGCUUUUGAGCCUAUCGACCUUGCCAUCGUUCUCUGUGAAUCCCACGCGCCGUGGUCUCAACCUAUUCGCCAACAUUCCCGCCAAUAGGACAUGCGCCGACGCGUCGAUACCCCCAGAGUUCUGUGCAUGUCAUGGCACUCAUGGGCCAAUGCGGGAUACCUCUUUGGCACUAGAGUUUGCCCGCUAUGCCAUCGCCUACAUGAAUGCCCUUUCCGAGUUCCACUUUCCAGGACAGUGCCUCACCUGGCGACUAGACCGCAUGCAGAAGGCCUUUGUCAUCGCCAACCACCACUCCAGUAGCCAGCCCUUUGUGCACACCACGCUCCACGUCCUCUUACGCACGAGGCCCCUUGCACACUUUGAAGUGUACGGAAGCCUUCUCAAUUCUUCGACGUCUCCUGAGUUAAAUAGGUUGCUACCUCGAGUAGAUUUCGUGCAAAGGUUGGACAGGUACAGUGAGUGGACUUGGUGCCUACCCAAGAGCGCCUGGCAGAAGAUCUGCAUGUGCAGAUCUCGCGCCCGAGCUUGA